Dipodomys ordii (Ord's kangaroo rat) is the source of this 5951-nucleotide messenger RNA. RefSeq names its product basonuclin 2 (gene Bnc2). Gene Ontology annotation, cellular component: nucleus. NCBI's taxonomy places the organism in Eukaryota, Metazoa, Chordata, Mammalia, Rodentia, Heteromyidae. Gene Ontology annotation, biological process: regulation of DNA-templated transcription. Bases 61 to 3444 code for a protein of 1127 amino acids. The record is from RefSeq and is a predicted model, not a curated record. The transcript has 8 exons.
GCGCGGCCGCUAAGAGGAGACCAAGAGGCGGGGGCUGCACUUGACAACCAGCAUGCCGAGAUGGCACGCUUUGUGCCCACCCCACCUCCAAAUCGGCUUAAUUACAAAUCAGAGGGCAGGCUUAGUGAACAAGACUGGCAAGCACAUUUCAAGGUCCCAUGUUAUGGGGUUGAUCCGUCUCAACUUGAGUCAGAAGAGGCAGAAGUGGAUGUGAGAGAAAGAGAGACACAGAGAGACAGAGAGCCAAAGAGGGCAAGAGACUUGACUUUAAGAGACUCGUGUACUGACAACUCCAUGCAGUUCGGAACCAGAACGACUACGGCUGAACCAGGGUUCAUGGGGACAUGGCAAAACGCUGAUACUAACCUCUUAUUCAGAAUGUCCCAACAGGUACCACUGGCAUGUGCUGGCAGAGUGCUGGGUGCAGACUUUUGCCCAAACCUGGAGGAGCCAGACCAGAGGCUGGAAGUCCAGGCCAUCCGUUGCACACUGGUAAACUGCACGUGUGAAUGUUUUCAGCCAGGGAAGAUUAACCUGAGGACUUGCGAUCAGUGUAAACAUGGCUGGGUGGCACAUGCCUUGGAUAAGCUCAGCACGCAGCACCUGUAUCACCCCACCCAAGUUGAGAUUGUGCAGUCGAAUGUGGUGUUCGACAUCAGCAGCCUGAUGCUCUACGGGACACAGGCUGUGCCUGUGCGGCUGAAGAUCCUGCUGGACCGGCUCUUCAGUGUCCUGAAGCAAGAGGAAGUGCUGCACAUACUGCAUGGCCUGGGCUGGACUCUGCGGGACUAUGUCCGAGGAUACAUCCUUCAGGAUGCUGCUGGCAAGGUUCUGGACCGCUGGGCCAUCAUGUCACGAGAAGAAGAAAUCAUAACCCUUCAGCAGUUUCUGCGGUUUGGAGAAACCAAAUCCAUUGUGGAGCUAAUGGCAAUUCAGGAGAAAGAAGGGCAGGCCGUAGCUGUACCAUCUUCAAAGACAGACUCAGAUAUAAGGACUUUCAUUGAGAGCAAUAAUCGCACCAGAAGUCCCAGUCUACUCGCUCACUUAGAGAACAGCAAUCCUUCAAGCAUACAUCACUUCGAAAACAUCCCCAACAGCCUUGCAUUUUUGCUUCCAUUCCAAUAUAUAAAUCCUGUCUCAGCCCCACUGCUAGGGUUGCCUCCAAAUGGGCUACUUUUAGAGCAACCAGGACUGAGGCUGCGAGAACCAAGCCUUUCAACACAGAAUGAAUAUAAUGAGAGCAGUGAAUCUGAAGUAUCUCCCACACCUUAUAAGAAUGAUCAGACACCCAACAGAAAUGCCCUGACUAGCAUUACUAAUGUGGAACCCAAAACAGAACCAGCUUGUGUCUCCCCCAUUCAGAAUUCUGCCCCUGUCAGUGAUCUAACCAAAACUGAACACCCAAAAAGCUCAUUCCGGAUUCACCGGAUGAGAAGGAUGGGGUCAGCCUCUAGGAAAGGAAGAGUGUUCUGUAAUGCAUGUGGGAAGACAUUCUAUGACAAGGGUACUCUCAAAAUUCAUUAUAAUGCGGUUCACCUGAAGAUCAAACACCGAUGCACCAUUGAAGGUUGCAAUAUGGUCUUCAGCUCCCUCCGAAGCCGUAAUCGACACAGUGCAAACCCUAACCCUCGUCUUCACAUGCCUAUGCUAAGAAACAACCGAGACAAAGAUUUAAUUCGGGCUACAUCAGGAGCUGCCACUCCUGUCAUAGCAAGUACAAAAUCAAAUCUCACACUUACAAGUCCUGGCCGGCCCCCAAUGGGUUUUACCACUCCCCCACUAGACCCUGUCUUACAGAAUCCUCUCCCUAGCCAGUUGGUAUUUCCUGGGCUAAAGACUGUACAACCAGUUCCUCCAUUUUAUAGAAGUUUACUCACUCCAGGGGAAAUGGUGAGCCCUCCAACUUCCCUCCCAACUAGUCCCAUCAUUCCAACCAGUGGUACCAUAGAGCAGCACCCCCCACCACCCUCUGAGCCAGUAGUGCCAGCAGUGAUGAUGGCAACCCAUGAGCCCAGUGUCGACCUGGCACCUAAGAAAAAGCCCAGGAAGUCAAGCAUGCCUGUAAAGAUUGAGAAGGAAAUUAUUGAUACCGCUGAUGAAUUUGAUGAUGAAGAUGAUGACCCCAAUGAUGGCGGAACUGUAGUAAAUGACAUGAGCCAUGACAAUCACUGCCACUCCCAAGAGGAGAUGAGCCCAGGCAUGUCUGUGAAGGACUUUUCUAAGCAUAACAGGACCCUGUGCAUUUCAAGGACUGAAAUAAGAAGGGCAGAUAGCAUGACCUCUGAGGACCAGGAGCCUGAGCGGGACUAUGAGAAUGAGUCUGAAUCUUCAGAGCCCAAGCUUGGUGAGGAAUCAAUGGAAGGGGAUGAGCACAUGCAUGGUGAGGUGAGCGAAAAGGUCCUGAUGAACAGCGAGAGGCCAGAUGAGAACCACAGUGAGCCCUCUCACCAGGAUGUUAUCAAGGUGAAGGAGGAAUUUACAGAUCCCACUUAUGACAUGUUUUACAUGAGCCAGUAUGGACUGUACAAUGGUGGGGGGGCCAGUAUGGCUGCCCUGCAUGAGAGUUUUGCAUCGUCUCUGAAUUAUGGCAGCCCUCAAAAAUUCUCCCCAGAAGGUGACCUGUGUUCUAGCCCAGACCCUAAAAUCUGCUACGUGUGCAAGAAGAGUUUCAAAAGCUCCUACAGUGUGAAGCUUCACUACCGGAAUGUUCACUUAAAAGAGAUGCACGUCUGCACAGUGGCGGGUUGCAAUGCUGCCUUCCCUUCUCGCCGAAGCAGAGACAGACACAGUGCCAACAUAAAUCUGCAUCGUAAACUGUUGACCAAAGAACUCGAUGACAUGGGCCUGGACUCAUCGCAGCCCUCCCUUAGCAAGGACCUCCGGGAUGAAUUUUUGGUGAAGAUCUAUGGGGCUCAGCACCCUCUGGGGCUCGAUGUCAGGGAAGAUGCCUCCUCUCCCGCAGGCACAGAAGACUCCCACCUGAAUGGGUAUGGAAGAGGCAUGGCAGAGGACUACAUGGUCCUUGACCUGAGCACCACCUCCAGCCUCCAGUCCAGCAGCAGCAUCCAUUCCUCCAGAGAAUCUGAUGCAGGCAGUGACGAGGGGAUUCUUCUCGAUGACAUUGAUGGGGCCAGUGACAGUGGGGAGUCGGCACACAAGGCUGAGGCCCUAGCCCUCCCUGGCAGCCUAGGGGCUGAAGUUUCAGGAUCUCUCAUGUUCAGCACCCUGUCUGGGAGCAAUAGUGGGAUCAUGUGCAACAUUUGCCACAAAAUGUACAGCAACAAGGGGACUCUGAGGGUGCACUACAAAACUGUGCAUCUGCGAGAAAUGCACAAGUGCAAAGUCCCGGGUUGCAAUAUGAUGUUUUCCUCUGUGCGAAGCCGAAAUCGGCACAGUCAGAACCCUAAUCUCCACAAAAACAUUCCCUUCACUUCCAUAGAUUAGUCCCAGAAUUGACACUACAAAUGCCAGCUUUCACCAGAUGGCCUACAUGUUUGAACUGCCUAGUCAGUGUGCUUCCGUACAUGGCCAGGGUGUGUAUGUAUGUGCAUAUGUAUGCCUGUGUCCACACACAUGCACACACACACACACACACACAUGUUUUCUUUAGAUAAAAAUGAUAAACACUAGGUGCUUUUGAAUUUUUUUCCUUUAUAGGUAUUGGAAUGGGGAGUCUUUAAUUUGGGGUUGAAAACAAAGGACCCCUUUAAACACACAUACACAUGCAAAGCAUUCAACCAGCCCCAAUUUUGAUAGAGUAAUUCUUGGUCUUCUCCAAAGAGACAAUUUGUUGUGCCCAUGACUGUUGCCUGCAAAAACAAACAAACAAAACAAAAACAAAAGGGAGAAAAAGAAAUGAAAAAUGAAACAAAAAGGAACUUCUUACCGUUGUCUUUUGUGAACUUUAAGAUUUUGAGAGAAUCUUCAAUUAAAGCAUGGCAGAUUCACUGUAAAUAUUUAGCCUUGAGAGGCAAAUGAUGUAAAACAAUUGUAUUGAUGGUUGUUUAACUCUUUUGUUUAAUUUUGACAGUUACAUCCAGCUGUUAGAUAUGCAGGAAAAAACUAGUUUGCUGGCUAGCUCUAUUCAUUUAUGUUAGCAUUAAUGCACAUUUUUUUAAAAAAGAAGAACAUGGUCUUGUUUUUACUACCUGUUAGAUGUAGUGAUAAAGAGGUGCUGGCAUGCUUUACAGCACAGAUCUGAUUUUUUAAAAUGUCCUGUACUAGUACAUAAAUCCAGUCAAGCACUUUUUUCAUACACUACGAGGGGAUGUGUAAUAUCCAUGCUUCUUUUUUAUCCUUAAACUGUUGCCAUACUUCAGUAAGUGUCUUUAAAAAAAAAUCCACUUGUAUAAAAACGGUCUGGUCAGUAUAGGGCACAAAUGCCAAACAAAAGUAUUAGUGUUAACACAAAACUGCCAACUUUGCACAAGUUUCCAGAAAAGAAAAUACAAUUAGUCACUCAACAUAACCACAGGCCAAUUUGUUGGCCACCAGAAAACCGCUUUUUUGAUGGAGGAAAAAAAGAAAAAGAGAAAAAAACCUUGGUGAUUCUUUCAAGUGCUGAAUGUUAUUAGAAUCAGCACUACAUCCUUCUUGCUUAUAUGUUAAGUUACAUAAAAGGAAAGCAAAAUUAUAUCAUGUGAAACAGCCAAGGCGUUUCUUCUUUAGAGGCAGGAUAAUAUUUCAGGAUACAAAAAGCCCAAGUUAUUCACUAUGGAACAAUGCUGAAUACAGUAAAGGCGUUGAAUACGCAUUUCCAAGGCCCUCACCCUUCUCCUUUGAAGAGAAAGACAAAAGUCUGAACUGGGUUGAUCUGUUGUAUGGCCAUCUCAUUUGUCACGAUUUUGCAGUGGCAAAUGACGCAGGCCUGUUUGACAGACAAAAUCAAAAGCCCUGCUUCACAGCAGCAGUACUUGGAAGCUCAGAACACACGUGCUGAACUUGAAUUGAGCAACACUCCUUCCAAAAGGCAGGGGAAGGGGGGGUUACGAUAGAAUCUCACUGUGUAGUGUUUUGUGUUUCCCCACAGAGAGAAAUGAAAGCAAGCCUGAAACCAAGCAAUUGAGAGUGAGAAUGAGGGGGGAGGCUCUGCUCCAAACCUUUUUUGUUUUGUUUUGUUUUGUUUUGUUUCCGAUGUUUACACAUGUUGCCUGAGCUGGUUAACCACAUCGGCAGCCUCAGCUACCACAACAUACUGACUAAAUGAUGAUAUUUACUCAAGUUCAGGCUGCAGCCAAAACCGUUAGGGUGUGCACUGCAGACUGGGUUUUGUCUUUUUUUUUUCUUUUUUUAAGGGGGAGGGAACAAACAAUGUUUUAUCAAACAGUACCUAAUAUAAAGAGAAUGUAUUUCUUUUCUGCAUUUAAUGGCCUCAGACAUUUCUCUCAUCAGUCUAAAAGUUAGAUAAAUUCCUUUGUUUCAACUUCUCCUGUCAUUUCCAUUUUUCAUGUUUUGUUCAUUAUUUUUUUUUCUGUGUUCACAUCAGCAUCCACUUCCGUUAAAUUUGCCAAAGGAAACUGUUGAUAUGUUUCUGUUGUUAUUAUUCUUGUAGGAGUUAUUGUACCUCACAGUAUUUAUUGUUCCCAAAAAUAAGCAUCAUCCUUGGGGAUCCAGUAUUUUUUAUUUGUGAAGAUUUCAGAAACAGUAGGUUCUUAAAGAUAAGCUAGAUAUAUCUAGGGGCUUUAUCUUCACCUCCUUGUGAACAUGCAUUGGGAUUCCUUUGAUUCUUCAUUUGUUUUACAGUGAGGAAAGACCAAAAGUAUUUGCAGUACAAAGAAACUAUAUCAAACACUAUUUCUGUUAAAUGACAAAUGUUUACGGUAAAAAGCUGAGGAAUUAGUAAUAACCGUUUUUGUUUUCUUGUAUCUUUGAAUUCCCCAAAAUCUUAAUUGCUUUAUUUUGGUGUUAUGUUAAAUUGAGUAGACGGAGAUGUUUUCCUUUGUUUUAUACCA